Homalodisca vitripennis (glassy-winged sharpshooter) is the source of this 1641-nucleotide messenger RNA. Its product is annotated as facilitated trehalose transporter Tret1-like. The record is from RefSeq and is a predicted model, not a curated record. Gene Ontology annotation, biological process: transmembrane transport. Bases 151 to 1542 code for a protein of 463 amino acids. The transcript has 2 exons. Gene Ontology annotation, molecular function: transmembrane transporter activity. Gene Ontology annotation, cellular component: membrane. NCBI's taxonomy places the organism in Eukaryota, Metazoa, Arthropoda, Insecta, Hemiptera, Cicadellidae.
GAAAUUUUGCAUGUGCUGUAAACAUGGCUAGCUCUGAAGUGCCUUAUCUUGAAAUAUGAUAAGUCCUUCACAAUUUGGAUCUAAUUCUCUGUCCACCAUCAAGUAAACAGUCACUGACCAAAUAGCUAGGGCAGGCAAGGACAUUCCAGGAUGAUUUUGCACUGUGGAAAUUCAGGCUUGUGGUUUCAAAUAUUUGCUGGAAUCUCAGUAAGUAUGGGAGCUUUCGCAUCAUCAUCGUUGUUGGCCUGGGUGACACCAAUUCUUCCUGAGCUUCUGAGUCCAAAUAGUGAGAUUCCAAUGACUCCUGAAGAAGCAUCCUGGAUGAUAUCCAUCCCUGAGUUGGCCGACUUGGUCACUCCAAUCCCUGCUGGACUAUUGGCAGACCGCUUAGGGAGAAAACCAAUGAUCCUUGCCUCAGCCCCUCUCUUUACUCUAGGUUGGUCGAUCAUCAUCUACUACAAAACUUACAACUCUCUUCUAAUUGCUCGUUGUAUACAAGGUGCUGCCGUGGGAAUUGUGUAUACUGUGGUUCCUGUAUACCUCGGGGAGAUUGCUAGUACUGAUUCCCGAGGAGCAAUUACCAGUCUCUUCUUCAUCUUCAGCUGGCUGGGUUAUCUAUUUGAGUACUGCACAGGACCUUUCUUCUCCUUCUCCAAUUAUACACUUUUGACUCUUGCUACUACAGUACUUUUCUUUGUGCUCGUCUGGAUAUUACCGGAAAGUCCGUAUUACUGUCUAAUGAAAGGUGACAGGAAAGAAGCCUACCGAUCCUUGUUGUGGUUCCGACGUUCAUCUGAAGAAUUGCUCCGGAAAGAGUUUGACAUGAUGAAACUCACCAUAGAUGAGGAUCAAGUACAAGAGACGUCCUGGAUGGAAGUCAUUUCAAAUCCUGCUGACAGGAAAGCACUUUAUCUCAUGCUAUUUGCAGGAUCCCUUCGAAUUUUGAGUGGAACAAUGCCACUGCUAUCCUAUGCCACAGAGACAUUCCAGAAUUCUCCUGAUCUUUUCAUCGCUCCUAAAUACAUCACUAUGGUUCUUGGUCUAGUUUUAGUUUCUGGAGCAUUUGUAAGUUUCUUCACUUUAGACUUACUCGGUCGACGAUCUCUUUUGAUCAUAUCAUCUCUCGGAUCUUCCAUUGCUUUAUGUAUUGCCGGAACUUACUAUUUCUUAGAAACAAAAACAAGUGUAGACGUGUCUCAGUACAACUGGGUGGCUCCUGCUGCAGUCUUGGUAUAUGCAGUAGUCGACGUGGGUGGUCUGUACCCAGUUAACACUGCAUAUACUUCAGAAUUAUUCAAAUCUAACACUCGUGCCAUUGCAGCCAGUAUUUCUACCCUGAUAACAACAUUCUUCACCUUUGUAACACUGAAAUUCUACCAGACAUUCAUAGACCUCUUUGGGAUAUAUUUCAAUUUCUUCAUGUUCAGUGGUCUUUGCUUUAUCGGUACUAUCAUAUCAUAUUUGAUCAUGCCAGAAACGAAGAACAAAACCUUCUCACAAAUAAGAAAAGAACUAGUGUCAUCGAGAAAUAAAAUUUGUUAAAAAUAAUUUUUUUUUUGUCAAGUGAUACAAAUACUCUAAUGUUUGUUUACUCAAGUUGCUCUACGGUGGUAAAUUAAACACUUAUUUUUAUACUGAAAA